CACAGUUCAAAACUUCUUCAAUGCAUCGCGAUUUUCGAAACAUCCGCACAAAUAUAUCUCGUCUCCGGCAGGCGGAAUAAAGGCUGCGUUCCGGGAACACGCUAUCAGCGCCGUUAUGUCUUAUGAUAUUCUAUCCUUAUCCAUCUAUCCUUGUUUUACAUAUAACGAGCGAUAAAGUUAGAUAGAUGUGACAGAGCGACUCUCUGAGGCGAAUGAGAACAGACGUCUUUCGUGUUUCGUCACUUCGCUUAGCACCGCUUCUCGCUUGCGUCUGACGUGUGUCAGUGAGUCGUCACCGGGUAUUCUGUCUCGAAAAACGUUCAUCGUUGACCCUCGAAGACGAGGAAACAGCCUAGCUGGUGAAUCGUCACGUGCACGGCAGCGUAUCCACCGGGAACCGGGGCUCGAAAGUCGCGAAGGAUGGUUUUGGACCUGGACCUGUUCCGCGAGGACAAGGGCUUCGAGCCGGAGAAGAUCCGGGACAACCAGAGGAGGCGUUUCAAGGAUGUCCAGCUGGUGGACACCGUUAUCGAGAAGGACAAGCACUGGCGGCAGCUGAGGCAUCGCGCCGACAACUUCAACAAAUUGAAGAACCUGUGCAGCAGGGAGAUCGGCGAGAAGAUGAAGAGGAAGGAGCCGCUCGGCGACGACGACACGGUGCCCCGGGCGAUCGCCGACAACCUGGAUAAUUUGACCUCCGACAGCCUGAAGGCGCUGACGGUGGUGCAGAUCAAGAGAAUACGUACUCUGAUCGACGAGGCGAUACUGAGGAACGAUGAGAACCUGAAAACUACCGAGUUGGAGAGGAACAACGCUCUCAGAGAAGUGGGGAACCAUCUGCACGAAUCUGUGCCCGUUAGCGACGACGAAGAAGAGAACAAGGUGGAAAGAACUUGGGGAGAUUGCAGCAUGAAGAAGAAGUACUCCCACGUCGACCUGAUCCACAUGAUCGACGGGAUGGACGGGGAACGUGGGACGGGAGUGUCCGGUGGACGAGGUUACUUCCUCACCGGGCCAGCGGUGUUCCUUCAACAGGCCUUGAUGCAGUUGGCGUUGAGGAAGUUGUCCGACAAAGGUUACAAACCUCUUUACACGCCGUUCGUCAUGCGGAAAGACGCGAUGCAGGAAGUGGCGCAGCUCUCUCAGUUCGACGAGGAAUUGUACAAGGUGGUCGGCAAGGGUAGCGAGCGCAACGAGGACAAGGAACUGGAGGAGAAGUAUCUGAUCGCCACGUCCGAGCAGCCGAUAGCCGCUUUCCACAGAGGCGAGUGGAUAGCUGAGAACGCUUUGCCGAUCAAGUACGCCGGCAUCUCGACUUGCUUCAGGCAGGAGGUCGGUUCUCACGGUCGAGACACCAGGGGUAUCUUCAGGGUGCAUCAGUUUGAGAAGGUCGAGCAAUUUUGCCUCACCUCGCCUUACGACAACAAGUCGUGGGAGAUGAUGGAAGAGAUGAUCUCCAACGCGGAGGAGUUCUACCAGGCCCUGGAGAUCCCCUAUCGCAUAGUCUGUAUCGUGUCGGGCGCGUUGAAUCACGCGGCCUCCAAGAAGUUGGACCUGGAAGCCUGGUUCCCCGGCUCCCGCGCGUUCCGCGAACUCGUGUCCUGCAGCAACUGCCUCGACUACCAAGCCAGGAGGUUGUUAGUCAGGUACGGCCAAACGAAGAAGAUGAAUACCACGACGGACUACGUUCACAUGUUGAACGCGACGAUGUGCGCGGUGACGCGCGUCAUCUGCGCGAUCCUGGAGGUGCAUCAAACGGACGUCGGUGUCAAAGUGCCGAAGGUCCUGGCGCGCUACAUGCCCCCCAAUUACGAAAGUGAGAUCCCGUUCGUCAAGCCAGCGCCGAUCGACGAGAUCGAGACGAAGAAGCAGAAAAAGCAGAAGGAGAACGCCGCGUCCAAGUGAAGCACAAGUGGCGACAAUGAACGUGGAGACUCUGUGUCCAUCUACAGAUCUUAUUUAUUAAACUGCAUUUCUUUCCUUUUAUUAUUUUAUAUUCAAUCGCGAUCCGCCGGGAUCGCGGGCUCUGUAAUAACGAUUUAAGAAAAUAUAUACACAUCCGACUUCUUUCUCUCUCUCUCUCUCUCUCUCUCUCUCUCUCUCUCAACACACAUCGAGAUCUCUUCGCGCGUCUCGCAACAUUUCUCUCUCUCUCUCUCUCUCCUCGACCCGGGAAAAACGAGGAGAGAUCUCUUCUGGCCGCGUCCGGGGACAAAAAUUACGCCGACCUUCGCCGACGACCCACACAAUUUUUGUUCGCGGACGCGUCCUGCACUCGCGUGAUAAAACGCUCUUCCGCCGAAGAAGGCAUCCGUACUCCGUGAACGGUCGUGUCGAGCUUAGAACAUCGGCGAUUGUCAACACAGAUUACAACAUUUUAUUUGAUAACACUUGUUCAAUAUUUUAUAAUCAGACAUCAGUAUAUAAUAUAUAUGAUUCUGUAAUAUACAUCUGAUGAAGAAUAUUUUUCCGUGUAUAUAUAAUAUUCCGUUUAUCUAUCUGCCUCCUGAAAACUCGUAAUCGGUAUAAUGUGCUAAGAAUUUUCUUUCUGUUUCUUUUUUUUUUCCAUCAUCAUCGUCAUCGUUUUUCUCCCCUCUUUCUCUCUCUCUCUCGUCGUUCUCUCUUUAUCGUGGUAUCAUUAAUACUAAUGUACAGAGGCCCUUAAGAUGUCUCCACCAAGAACAAUGCACUUCAGUGUGUAUUGGAAAAAAGAUUUACCUUUUAUGCGCUUCGUUCAACAAGUUACAGCUCCCUUCCUCUCCCUCCUUCCCUCUCUUUCUCUCUCUCUUUGCGGUGAUUAUGUUUAACCGAAAGAAAAGCACAUGCCAACUCUACAUUUAUAAAAACCGAUAUUGUAACAUAUGUUAUCAUCAGCGUAAUAAUACUUUGGCCAGACAUGAGAUAAUCUACCAACACUUCUUUCCAUCUUAAUAAUAAAAUAUAGCCUUUACACAAUAUCGAGUUACGAGUAGACUUGUUUCUUUCUUUCUUUCUUUCGUAUAAUACACCUCGCGUAAUAAAAUUAUGGUCGUUUAUAUAUAUAGCAGCAACGUAUAUCUCGCCGAAAUAAUAUGAAGGGAUCCCUCGUGUGAUUCCACAUCGCGGCCAUAAUACUACGACUUAUUACUGAGCAGACACGAACAUCACGACGAAAUAAUUUACGUAGAAUGUGAGAUACGGAAAUAUUCAAGAGAGCUGACAAUGUGACAUUUAUACGAUUGCUCGGGGGAGGGGAGGAGGGGGGGGUCGCGAACUUUCGACAAUCAUGUGACACGAGAAUGAUCGUGAGAGACUAUGUUCAAAAAUACCAGGUGAUAAUCCGUAUGGAAUCUCAUAGUUGCACCAGAAGAAAAAUGUCUUAUAUGCAAUUAUAUAUAGAAUAUGUCCAUAUAUAAAUAUAUAUAUAUAUAUGGCAUCUUAUAUAUAAUUAUAUAUGGACAAUUCUUUCCCGGUCGCGUAGAUUCCUAUAUAAAUUUUCACACGCUACAUGAAUUCCUACAUGGAUUUUUAAUAUCCUAUGAUGGGUUUACAUAAAAUCCCUUGCAUUUCUAUGGGAAUCCACCUGGAAAUUUUCAACAUGGGAAUCUCGAUGGGAAAAUAAUCGGUCUUUCGCUCAAACGGAAGGAGGUGAUUAUUCUCAGGAGAUGUGAACGAACACAUGAUGGAGCUCCCAAACACUUCCGAGUUUUCGUCAGAUCAGAAUCUUCCUUCUUACACGGUGAAUUGUUUCAUCGAUCGGAAAAAGAACGCGUUCGGUCGUUUGCGUCAUACAGAAAGUCGCGGGCGAGGCGCUUUUUCUAUUCUUUCGUCGAUUUUGGCAGGUACACAGAUUCGGUGCAACGGGUUGCGUUCCGGUAAAUGUCACAGUGCCGUUCGAAUAAUUUUUUCUUAUCUCACUUUCUGCUCUUUCGCUUUCUCUCUCUCUCUCUCUCUCUCUCUCUUUCUCUC
Dinoponera quadriceps is the source of this 3948-nucleotide messenger RNA. It is a transcript of the gene SerRS, whose product is annotated as serine--tRNA ligase, cytoplasmic. The transcript is spliced from 6 exons. Gene Ontology annotation, molecular function: tRNA binding; ATP binding; serine-tRNA ligase activity. The record is from RefSeq and is a predicted model, not a curated record. Lineage: Eukaryota; Metazoa; Arthropoda; Insecta; Hymenoptera; Formicidae. Gene Ontology annotation, biological process: seryl-tRNA aminoacylation. The coding region runs from base 421 to 1905 and encodes 494 amino acids. Gene Ontology annotation, cellular component: cytosol.